UUAUGGCUGUUCUCACGUUCACCAAUGACACCACUUCCCAAUCCUCCCGCAAGGGCAUUCAAGGCCUUUUUCCUUGAUGGAGACAAAUUGAUCCCAAAAAUAAUGCCACAAGCCUUCAAGAGCAUUGAAAUCUUAGAAGGAGAUGGAGGGGCCGGAACCAUCAAAAAGAUCAACUUUGCUGAAGGAACCCCUCUUACCUACAUGAAGCACCGCGUUGAUGAGAUCAAUACAGAGACAUUCAAGUACAGCUACACGGUCUUCGAAGGGGAUGCUUUGACUGGUAAGCUUGAGAAGAUAUCUUACGAGAUUCAGCUUGUGGCAUCCCCUGAUGGUGGUUCUGUUGCCAAGACUACAAGCAAGUUCUACCCUUGGAGGGUGUUCAGAUAA
Thlaspi arvense is the source of this 387-nucleotide messenger RNA. NCBI's taxonomy places the organism in Eukaryota, Viridiplantae, Streptophyta, Magnoliopsida, Brassicales, Brassicaceae. The record is from the annotation of a GenBank genome assembly.